This is a messenger RNA of Helicoverpa armigera (cotton bollworm), 3499 nucleotides long. RefSeq names its product nuclear hormone receptor HR96 (gene Hr96). The transcript has 8 exons. Lineage: Eukaryota; Metazoa; Arthropoda; Insecta; Lepidoptera; Noctuidae. The record is from RefSeq and is a predicted model, not a curated record. Gene Ontology annotation, biological process: negative regulation of transcription by RNA polymerase II; cell differentiation; positive regulation of transcription by RNA polymerase II. The coding region runs from base 244 to 1947 and encodes 567 amino acids. Gene Ontology annotation, molecular function: zinc ion binding; nuclear receptor activity; RNA polymerase II cis-regulatory region sequence-specific DNA binding.
AAGUUUGUCAAGUGCUCACGCGAUGACUUAUGUCAUUAGUCAUCCGAUAUGUAUCUGUAUUUAUCUAGAAAUACUUUAGCGAAAUACAAAGUUAUCGUUGCAAACAGCUAAUAUUACUGAUAAUCACUUUCACGUAACGCGUGAUAGCAAGCGUCGGCCGCACGCGCGAUGAGAACAAGAGGAAAAAUUUAGUGUGGAGUUGUAUUUCAAUGUUUACCUCAGCGAGUGUUUAUAUUAGUUAAAAUGGAUAAUAGCAGUGAUAAGAAAGACGAUACGAGUGCUCAGAAGAAAGAAGUGCUGUCGAGCUUACAGAAAAUAUGUUUAGUUUGUGGAGAUAAGGCAUUAGGUUAUAACUUUAACGCGAUCUCGUGCGAGAGUUGUAAGGCGUUCUUUAGGAGAAACGCCUUAGCGAGCAAAGAGUUCAAGUGUCCGUUUACGAACAACUGCGUGAUCACUGUGGUGACCAGACGGUUUUGUCAGAAAUGUCGACUAGAAAAGUGUCUGUCCAUAGGCAUGGUGAAAGAGUUCAUCAUGUCGGAAGAGGACAAAGCGGAAAAGAGACGGAAGAUAGAAGAAAACAGGGCAAGGAAACGUCAACGUGAUCCUGACGACGCCGUCACUAGCUCCAAGAAUGUCAAACGAGACGAGGAAGGUGACACCGGGGUGAUUCCUCUGCAGGACACAGUUAUACAGUAUGACACUUUGAGUACAACUUGUAGUCCGAGUAGCACAGUGCAGUCUCCGUUGUCCAAUGACCUUGAUGCCUCGUUACAAUCUCCUCAAUACAACUAUACCCCCUCAGCCCCUGUCACACCUGGUACCGAACAGCCAUAUCCUAUGAAGAUAUACCCCAUAGAUGAGAAGUCGGUGAUCAACAGAGCAAUAUAUGAACAAAGAAUGAUGGACUCCUACAUUUAUGAGAACGUUGACAGCAAUAUGUAUGGGGAAACUAAACAGAAUAGUAUAAGAUCACUGUUGACAAAUAGCGAGAAGACAGCGUACAGAGAGACGAGGCCUCAGCACGUGUGCGAGGAGAUCCCGUCUACGAGCACCAACCCUGAUGUCAACAAGGCCAGGGAUAUACUACAGGAUGUUGAGAGGAUAGAACCGAACUCGAUGGAGUCGAUCCUGUGCGAGGCCAUCAAGCUGGAGUUCGAGGCCUACACCUCCGUCAACCCCUGCAGUGGCUCCUCUAGAGAACUCAAUGAGGUGGAACGUGCCAAAUUAAACGAGCUAAUAGUAGCGAAUAAAGCGCUGAACGCUCCCAUAGACGAUGACGUCACGCAACUGGUGGGCGACACCGCUUCCACAGCCGGGUUCAAGGAGGGUGACGGCAAACACGAUCCCCGGUUAAUAACGAUAGUGAACCUUACUGCUAUUGCAAUAAGGCGGUUUAUCAAAAUGGCAAAGAAAAUCAACGCGUUCAAGAAUAUGUGUGAAGAAGAUCAGGUGGCGCUUCUCAAAGGCGGCUGCAUAGAGAUGAUGGUGCUCAGAAGUACCAUGACUUAUGACGGACAGAGAAACCAGUGGAAGCUACCUCACAGCCAAGAACAAUUCGGUUCGAUCCGCACGGACGUCCUGAAGCUAGCGAAAGGCAACAUCUACCGCUCACACGAAGCUUUCAUCGUGACGUUUGAACCAAAAUGGCGGACAGACGAGCAUGUCAUACUCAUCAUGUCGGCUAUACUGCUGUUCUCACCAGAUCGGCCUAAAGUCGUGCAUCCUGAUGUUAUUAAACUUGAACAGAAUUCCUACUACUACCUACUCCGGCGUUACCUCGAAAGCGUGUACCCAGGCUGCGAAGCCAAAUCCACCUUCCUCAAACUCAUCCAGAAGAUUCUAGAACUUCGCAAGCUAGCUGAAGAGGUGACCGGAGUCUACCUCGACGUGAACCCCAUUGAACCCUUGCUCAUGGAGAUCUUUGACCUUAAGCACCAUGCCGCAUGAGACACAGGGUAACACAACGUAUUUAUUUAGCACCUUCUGCCACGGAUUAGUUAUUAAUGGAGUGUUUACUGUGUGUAUUUAUUUUUAAUAUUUAAAUAAAUAAAUCUGCUCAUUAUGAGAUUAACAUUCCAUUGUUUACUAAUCCGUGUUUUUGUUUGUCUGUCACUUCGGCCUAAAUAGCUGUACCUAUACGGGAUAUUUAUAUUUGUUAAUAAGUCCAAACAGUCCGUUGGGAUUACUUUUUAUAUUCCAUUUGAUAAGUAUUUUAAAAUCGUUAUUCUUGUACUGAGUACAAAGUUAGUUGCAACAUAUCAUGAUGAAUUAAAUGCCAAAUUAGUUACAUUUGUGAUAAACUAACAAAUUCUAAGGCUAGGCUACAUGUCCGAUCUCUCGCAAUGUUUACAAGUGUAUAUAGUAUGUACGUCUGUGUAGUCAACGCCCAUUGUCUAACUUUAAGUACAAUAUAAGUGUGUGUUAGUCGUUUUUCACCUGUAGAGAAUUAUUAGGAAAGCUUGGGGAUCAUUUUACUGAAUAUAAAACAAACUAUUCGAGUCGCAAUGUGUGGAAAUUGUUAUUGGCAAGAAAGCACUGUAGCAAUAAUUAGCAUAAAAUUAACGUAUUCAAUUCGAUGGUACCUUUAGAAAAAAUUAUAUAAUAUACGCGGUCGAAUUGAGAACCUCCUUCUUUUUGGGAAGUUGGUUAAAAAUAUACGAAAAAGUCCAAUAUUGCUCUAAACAUACUUGUAAUUUGUUUGUUUUAUGAAAAUAGAUUUUAAUUGCAGUAAUCAUUUUAAAGUGAAGUGAAGCUCAAUUCUUAUCCAAGUAAAUAUCAAUAUAGUCUUGUGGGCCUAGCAUACUAUGUACUGCAUAAAUAUAGUAUGUAUUGCCAACUAGUUUCCUGUAACCGUUUCACCCUUCCUGAGUGACCUACUAUCUGGAUAAAAAGUAGCCUAUAUGUAAUUCUGAUAAAAGAGCUACUGCAUCAAAAUCAGUUCAUCCGUUCUAGCUAUGAGUGCUAGGCCCAAACAUUCUAAAACUGCACUUGUGUGAUAUCCACGAUCUCUCUAUCUCAUAGAAUCAGUUGCCAUACUAUGAAAAUACUAUAUUUUACUCCUUUAUUUAUUUUAUAGAAUCCUUUGUUUUAAAUAGAUUAUUAUCAUUGAAUAAUCAGCCUAGCCAAAUUGUUAGUGGCUAAAAUAUUUUAUUUGGUACGACUGUUGACUUCCGGUACUCGGUUUUAGACUCAGAAGACCUUAUUAUAGGGUUUAUUUUACCUUUUAUAUCCAAGGCUCUUGACGUAAAGUCGAAACAAGAGUUGCACAUUUGUAUAGCAAUUUGGCGUGAAAUCCAAACAAAAAUGAACAGUAUACUACACAAAUUCGUUAAAAUUUCAAAUUAUAUAUUUAUUUUGUUUUAAACUGUAAAUAUUUUAACUUUAACGUAUGUUUAUUGUUAAUUAAGAGAUGUUUAUUUUUAUAUUACCGUUUAGAUCAGGAUAUUGUAAGUGCAAUAAUGUAUUUUAUAAGAACGAAAUAUAUUAUAGUUUGUUAAUA